Messenger RNA from Theileria equi strain WA, 2061 nucleotides. RefSeq lists its product as hypothetical. Gene Ontology annotation, cellular component: preribosome, large subunit precursor; nuclear periphery; nucleolus. The record is from RefSeq and is a predicted model, not a curated record. Lineage: Eukaryota; Apicomplexa; Aconoidasida; Piroplasmida; Theileriidae. The coding region runs from base 1 to 2061 and encodes 686 amino acids. Gene Ontology annotation, biological process: ribosomal large subunit biogenesis; rRNA processing. The transcript is spliced from 5 exons.
AUGACUAUUCUACCGGAGGUAUCUCAUCAGGAUAGCACUGGUCCUGGUGGAAGAAGUCAACCAUUCCAUCUUGCAAAAAUAUGGGAUGAUCAGAACAAUGAUAUUUUAAAUGGACAUGGUAUAGGAUCAAGAGAAUCUAUAGACAAGGCAACUUCAGUUUCCGCAUAUUGCUGGAAGUAUGAGAAUGGUGGUUAUACUGAGGCACCUGGUAAGGCCAUCUUGGUAGGGGUUACUAUCAGUGAUACUACCAAUAAAACUAGGUAUUAUUCCAAGAGUAAGGAUGGUGGCAAUAAGUGGACUGAAGAUGAUAAGCUCCAAAAAAAUGGCGAACUGCUUGAGAAAGUACUUGAUGACUUAGUUUGUCAACAUUACAAUGGAGUUACUAUAGACCUUACCAAGAAUAAAUCUUCGCAGGGAAACAAGUACUGUUGUGAUACUCAUAAAGAUAGGGUCACUAUUAAGAAAACGACAGUUUCCUGUAAACAGCAUACACAUUCAAAGACUGAAUACUUCAAGCAUGAGAUUACUUCUGGCGGUGGCUAUCAACUUUCAGGCAUUAAGUACUACUCAAAUGGUAAUAAUGGCAAUGAAAAGGAUAGGAAGCGCAUAAAGUCUAUUAACCUUGGUUAUCCAAUUUCCGGUGUAACCGCUGUCUACGCUUUCUACUGUGAGCGUGAUCCUGUACUUGUUUAUGUUUAUGGUGGAAACUCAGCUACAGGUUGGUAUACAAGGCAAAACGUUAGUAAUAAUAAAGAUGAACAGUGGGAAAAAGUUCCAAGUCUCAACAACAUAACACCUGACAAUUUCAGGAAUCUUGACUGUGAUAACUGGAAUAAACUUAGAGAGGUACUAAAGAAAUUUAAAUGUGAAGGCUUGCAAGAAUGUCUUGAUCCAGAACAUCUUGGACAGAAUGGAGUUCAACGUGAGGAAGUCCCUGCUGCUGACUUAUCUGACCAGGUUCCUGAUACAGAGUCUGAGACUAAGAUUCUUCUGCAAGGUACUCCAGUAGCUCAAAUGGCUGAAGAUGCUAUAGAUGGUGAAAGACUAAAACAUCUUAUUGUUACUCCUAGUGGAUGUGGAGAACCUGCUGAUUCUGGUCUUGAUCCUAUACCUCCUCAAGCUGUUACUGGUUUUGAAAAACUUAUUGCUGCCGCAGGUGGAGCUACUGGUCUAGGAUAUGCCUUCUCAGAACUCCUCGCCAAGGUUAGGGAGAUCGAGCUCAAGCCCGUAAAGGGAGACAAGAAGGUGCCAUGGAUAGAAUCUCUGGCCGUUAUCGCAACAACUACUUGUGACUCUAUUGACAAGAAUCAGACGCUGAAAAUCGAAGAACACUUCAAAGAAAUCGCAUUAAACUGUGUCAAAGUUGGACUCGGAAAGCUAAACGCUCUAAAGGUCAAAUUUAACCGACCGAGUGACUUUUAUGCUGAAAUGCUCAAGAGUGACGGUCAAAUGACUGCAAUAAUGAAAAAGCUUGAAAAGAAACAAGAAGACCUCCUAAAGAGGAAACACAAAUAUGACAAGAAAGUUAAGAAUAAGUUCAAUAAGCGUGUAAAGGAACUGGAAAACAAGAACAAAUUCAUAAAGGAGGUGAAGGGUGUUUUAAAGGGAAAGAAAAAGGGCACCAAUGUCCAAGAAGAGAUUGACAAGGUUAUCAAGAAGCACGAACAAGCUACUGGCAAACCAAAAGCCGCCAAGGUAGCCAAGGCAGGCUCUGGUAAAGGAAAGGGCGUAAAGACUGAAGUACCCAAGAAGGGAGGACGUGCCUCUGGCCCCAAAAAGGGCAAGUCGGAAGUUGCCGCAAAAAAAGCCGUGAAGAAGGAAAUCAAGAAAGCCCCCGCAAAACCAGCUGCUGCAAAGCAAAAGGUGGCCAAGGCGGCUCUCAAGAAGCCAAAGGUAGAAAAGAAAGCUGAAAAGGCUCCCAAGCCCGGAAAGGCUGCUGUGAAAAAGGCCGCAAAGAAGGAAAAAGUGAACAAGGUCAAGGCUCAAAAACCCGUCAAAAAGGCUGUUGCUAAAGCUCCAAAAAAGGGCAAGGCAGGAAAGCAAAAGGGUGGUAAGAAAUGA